AUGGUACCUGCUGUAUCGACAGUGGCAGCUACCGGCAGCGUGCAAUCCUCGGGCGACGUAAUUAUCAGACUAUCUGAUGGUCUAGCACAACGGUUAACAGAAAUGGUGACGCGAAACCAUCAGUGUCCUGCCGGAGACUCUUUCAGUGGUAACAACGAGCGGCUUCGCCAACGCCUUGAUACCGAUUGGCCGGCAGCGAUUUGCGGAUCCGAGCAGAUAUUGCUCAAUGUUGCUCCAGAGUUAGCAUUCGGUGAUGUACUACUGCUUCGUUUACAGCCUCUGUUGUGGACCGCCCAAGAGGCUGUGCGUGCGAUGGGGGUCGUUAUGCAAUUUGCACGGGACCUUGCUGAAAACAUGGGCGUUACCCCAGAAAUCGCAGCUUCUAUUGGAGUGGCUGUAUUUGCACUGGUGACACUAAACAUCGUUGAAGAGCAGCCAUUGGCAAAGGAGAACCGAAUUUCUGGUGACAAGCUUCAGGGUACCAUGACACCUUCAGCCUCUUUUGCGUCCAGCACCAAGACGACAUCGAGUAGCUCAAGCUCUUCUAGUAGUGGCUUAUGUACAGCAGCUUGUAACAUGACCGGAGCAAUCAAGAACUGCGAGACCGUGUGCCCUGGAGGAAGGCCGACGGAAAUUCCAGAAAGCGAUCGAAAAGUCACGACCGUUCACAUUGAGCCCUGGACACCACUUCCGUUGAGCGAUUGGGUACCAAUGAUCGAGCCCACAUCUGGAUGUCAACAGGAAGCGCCAAAGCAAUACCCAGAGGAGACGUUCAAUGAAACAGUCGACGAGUUCUGCGCCGUAGUAGGAAUGCCAUGGAGCAACAACUCUUGGGUAGUGGAUUCAGCUGGAAAGAAUACAACAUCUCCGGCAUCCAAACGAAGUCUCUGGCAGUCUGCCCGGGAUCUCUUUGUUAGCCGUCGUGACGAGACGAGCGACCAAACGACACUAGAGCUUCUUUGGACACCAACAGACGUCCUCGACUUGACAUGUUCUCUCACAUGUAAAGAGUCUCUUUCACAACUUGCUUUUUCCAACUGUAGUUCGAAGACUGGGAACACAGAUGGUAGAAUGGGUGCGGGCGGCGGCAUCUACAUUGGCUGCGGUUCUUACUCCUUCUCAAUCAAUCAACCGAAAAGCAAGGCGAAAAUCACAUGUCGCAAUCAUGAGCUAUCUGCGCCCCAGCAUGAUAGCGAGUCAGAAGGAGCUACAAGCGUGGAAUCAGCCAUUACUCAGUGGUGUGAUGAUAACGACGGCAAAAAGGUGAUCGGCACCGACAGUAUCUACGAACGGUAUGGGACUACUGACCUUGGCGUGUCAGAUCAAAGUUCCUUCUGGCUUCGAGGGUCGCUCUCGUGCGGAGAUACCGAGACCGUGCGCAAGGAUGACUGCAAGAAGUCGCUUCUUGAUGGAAUGGCGCAGUGCGACCCUGAUGGCAAAGCGACACAUGGGGAAACAGCCUCGAUGGGUUGUCUUGACUAUAGUCUUGAUUUGAGUGGCGUAACGCAGGACGACAAUCCACCCUGGAAUGAAAAGCACCAAUACCCGCCGCCAGAAUCUGCGCCAAGCGGGAAAGACGAUGAAUCUGCUAAUAGUGUGAUUUGCGACACACGAGCACAACCUGGAAGGGCUCUUACAGAAGAUCAAACGAAUGAAGCGAUCGCAGCAUACUGUAAGAACGAAGCCGCAAUCCCAGGAUUUGGAGAUCGUUGGAGUAACAUCUUCAAUUACCCACCCAAGGGCGAAGCCCAGUUCUACAGUGAUGACCGCUUCACCAUGCAUCUGGCUCUAGGUGCAGAGACUAUCGACAACAAGGAAGGGAACGAGUUUUACAAGGACACCGCAUGGUGCGAGUAA
This is a messenger RNA of Didymosphaeria variabile, 1857 nucleotides long. RefSeq lists its product as uncharacterized. Lineage: Eukaryota; Fungi; Ascomycota; Dothideomycetes; Pleosporales; Didymosphaeriaceae. The coding region runs from base 1 to 1857 and encodes 618 amino acids. The record is from RefSeq and is a predicted model, not a curated record. The transcript has a single exon.